Esox lucius (northern pike) is the source of this 2895-nucleotide messenger RNA. Its product is annotated as broad substrate specificity ATP-binding cassette transporter ABCG2. Gene Ontology annotation, cellular component: plasma membrane. The transcript is spliced from 16 exons. The coding region runs from base 129 to 2078 and encodes 649 amino acids. The record is from RefSeq and is a predicted model, not a curated record. Gene Ontology annotation, molecular function: ATP hydrolysis activity; ABC-type transporter activity; ATP binding. NCBI's taxonomy places the organism in Eukaryota, Metazoa, Chordata, Actinopteri, Esociformes, Esocidae.
CUCACGGCUUGACAGGACUAUAAAGCUAGGAAGCUGAAGACACCAAGACACAGCUCGCCAACUAGAUUACAUAGCACCACGCGCCGCAAGUUGAGUUCAGUCGCUGGAAAGGAGAACACCUCGUCGCAAUGACGGAGCGCUACAACAACCACAUUCCAAUAGUGGGGGAUAUCAACGGGACUCCCAAAUGCGAAGCCAAGUCCCCAAAGGCUUCGACCGUUAGUUUCCACAACAUCCACUACAAGGUGACGCAAAGUCGCGGUUGUCUGUGUAUCAAGAGGAAAAGCACAAGCAAAGACAUUCUCAUAGAUCUAAAUGGUGUGAUGAAACCCGGUCUCAACGCCAUCAUGGGGGCCACGGGAAGCGGCAAGUCAUCGUUUCUGGACGUGCUAGCAGCCAGAAAGGAUCCAGCUGGCCUGACCGGAGAGGUGUUGAUAGACGGAGCUCCUCAACCUCCCAACUUCAAAUGUCUCUCAGGAUACGUGGUCCAAGACGAUGUGGUGAUGGGGACACUGACGGUGAGGGAGAACUUCCGUUUUUCGGCGGCGCUGCGCCUCCCGUCCUCCAUCAGUAACAAGGAGAAGGAGGACAGAAUCAACCGACUCAUCGAAGAACUGGGACUCACGAAAGUAGCGGACUCACGGGUGGGAACCCAGUUGAUCCGGGGGAUAUCUGGAGGAGAGAGGAAGAGAACCAACAUCGGCAUGGAGCUCAUCAUCAACCCUACGGUUCUCUUUCUGGAUGAACCAACCACAGGGCUGGACGCUAGCACCGCUAACUCUGUACUGCUACUCCUCAAGAGGAUGUCGAGUCACGGUCGUACCAUCAUCCUGUCCAUUCACCAGCCUCGCUACUCCAUCUACCGGCUGUUUGACAGCCUGACCCUGCUGGUCAACGGGAAACAGGUCUACCAUGGCCCCGCCCAGAGUACUCUGGACUACUUCUCCAACAUUGGGUAUACCUGUGAGCCCCAUAACAAUCCCGCUGACUUCUUCCUGGACGUGAUCAAUGGCGAUUCUACCAGUGUGAGCUCCAACCAGAUUCAGAAAGGAGACGACUUGGACCCAGACAAGAUAGCCAGUGUCCGUGAGAGCAUUGAGGGCCGCCUGGUCCAGGAGUAUCGGGGGUCCCAGUUCUACAGGGACACCAAGUCCCAAUUGGAGCAAAUCGUGGCAGGGAAGCAGUACAGUGGGAAAACUCGCUCCCGGACCAUCACCUACAACACCUCCUUCUCCACCCAGUUCAAAUGGGUUCUGAGGAGAACCUUCAAAAACCUCAUCCUCAACCCUCAGACAUCAUUUGCACAAAUUGGAGUCACAUUGUUCCUGGCUCUCAUCGUCGGGGCAAUAUUCUUUGAUGCCAAAAAUGAUCAGAGUGGCAUCCAGAACAGGAUGGGGGCUCUGUUCUUCAUCACCACCAACCAGUGCUUCAGCUCUCUGUCCUCUGCCGAACUCUUCAUCACAGAAAGAAAACUGUUCAUUCAUGAAUACAUCAGUGGGUACUACAGAGUGUCGGUCUACUUCCUGUGUAAGAUUCUGAGUGACAUCCUCACACUAAGGACUCUACCAGCUAUCGUGUUCAGCUGUGUGGCUUACUUCAUGAUCGGUUUUAAACCCACAGUGGGCGCGUUCUUCCUGUUUAUGCUGACGGUUGCCCUGGUAGCGUACACGGCCACAGCUAUGACCAUGGCCAUUUCAGCUGACCAGAGUGUAGUGGCCAUUGCCAACAUCUUCAUGACCAUAGCCUUCGUGUUCAUGAUGAUCUUCUCUGGUUUAUUGGUGAAUCUGCCCAGUAUCCCUAGUUGGCUAGCUUGGUUGAAGUAUCUCAGCAUCCCUCGAUAUGGACUGACAGCUCUGGAGAUUAAUGAGUUUGUGGGGCUCAAGUUCUGCAGUGAUGAGCUGCUCAACAGCACCCUGCCGUCUGGGCUGAUGUGUACUGGGGAGAACCUUCUGACGAACCAGGGGGUGGAUUACUCGACGUGGGGGCUGUGGCAGAACCAUGUCGCCAUGGGUGUCAUGACCAUCAUCCUCCUGGUAAUCGCGUACCUCAAACUACGUUACAUCAAGAAGUUCACGUAGAGGUCAGGGAAAAGCAAAAACCAUCGUCGUCGACCAAUCCUUGUCACAAGUCAAAGUUCAACUUGUUGUCUUCUCUACCAAAUAUUGGGUUGACUUCAAGCACACAGCUUAGGCCUUGUCCUGGGAUUCUAUCUACAUUCAGCGUUCUCCAUUCAGCUUUAUUUUCCUAGUCCAAGACCAGGCCUAAUCUUUGUCCUCAACCCGGCCCUAUUUUAUCUACAAAGAAUGGCCUCCAUUCAUGCAAAUGUUUUACAUCACAUCUCAAGAUGUGACUUUUUUUGAGGCACUAUGACUGCGUUUUACACAGUUGAACUCAUCUUUCAACCAACCGGAUUGGCUCUGAAAACGAUCUGAUCAAAUCCGAUCCGACCAAUUAGUGUAAUAAAAGAAUUCAGAUGUGGUGUGACCUGAUUGUGUGGACGCACACAUGCCAAAGAGUUCAUGUGUAUUAACAGCCAAUAUAUUGACGAUGCGCUGCUCUGUACAUAUCUACAGUAAUGUAUCCAUGAUCUUAGUGUCCUCAUUCUCCACAGUCCAAACAGGGACCAUAGGAACACAGUAAUAUACUGUCUGAACAUGCCCCAAUUCAACUGCAUCCUCACUGGAGAAGCUCUGUUGUUUUUUAACAGACUGAUCUGGGGACGCAUACUGUAAAUAAAGAAACUCAUCACCUAGGCUGGGUUGAAUGAAUCCCAGCCCAGGUGACUAAUACCGUUUUGUACGCCUUUUAAACCCUUUGUUUAAUCGUAGUUACAAAUUAUGUCAAUAUUAAUAUAAUUGUAUUAAUUAUGAAAACAAUAAAACUUUAUAUCGUGUA